CCACACAACACCACGACGCCCAAUCUUUCUCCAUCGAAAUUAAACGGUGAUCGAUUGUGUAGUAGUAGUGUUGUUGUGGGGAAUCUAUCUUACCUUGCUAGCUAGCUCCAUAAUGAAGAAUACCAUGAUCAUCACCUUCUCUCGUGUGUUGCUUCUCAUUGUCACCGUCGUGAUUUGCCUGCAGGCCAGCCGCAGCAACGCCGCCCGACCGGCCACAGAUAAUCAAGAUUCAUGCGCCGACUAUAAAGCAGCAGCAGUUAGCUGCUACGACUUUAUCGCCCAGCCGGCUGACAAGAGCGUCCCUUCUGACAAGUGCUGCUCAGGCCUCAGGGACUACAAGAACAAGGACCUGAAAAACGCAUGUUCCUGCUCUCGCACUUUCAUGUCUCAGCUUGACAAACCCCACGUCGACAAACUUGAGCAGCAGUGCACCCUAAACAUGGAAACUGCCUGCAAAGGGUGCGUAUAUUAUAUAUCCAUAUCUUCCUUCUCCUCCUUCAAUUCGACGAUUAUUAAUGUUCUUCUAUUUCAUUGUCUCGCUCUUUGUACAGCGUUUAACUCCGUCAUAUGCUGAUCAACUCGAUCGGUCCAUCUCCUUCAUCACGUUCACCAACCAAGCAGUUUCAAGCAAGCACAGUGGGAGAAAACUGCAGGCACAACCUACCUACCUACCUACAACUAAUAUAUCUUUCCUCCGAUCCGAUCCAUCCAUUCUCCUUCUAAAUUAAAAAAUAAAUGUCUUAAUAAUUA
Messenger RNA from Linum trigynum, 750 nucleotides. Lineage: Eukaryota; Viridiplantae; Streptophyta; Magnoliopsida; Malpighiales; Linaceae. The record is from the annotation of a GenBank genome assembly.